AUGUUGAUGGUACCUACUGAAAAACACAAAUCAAUGUGGAAAAAAAGCGCGAUCUUCACCGAUUGUUUGAUUUUGUGUACCAUGGUAAACAACAAAAUGUGUGAUCAAAAUCAACGAAAUUAUGAUUUCCCAUACAAACCAUACGAUAUACAGAUUAAAUUAAUGAAUAAAUUAUACGAAUCAUUUGAAAAUGGUCUGAUUUCAAUCAUUGAAAGUCCUACUGGUACAGGUAAAUCAUUGAGUAUUAUUUGUUCAUUAUCCAAAUGGAUGGAAGAUUACAAGUCAAAACAACAACGAAAUCUUGAAAAUAAAAUCAAUGAAUUACGACAACAGAAUUCCGAUGAACAAAAAAACGAUGAUGAUUGGCUAUCGGUUCAAUUGAAACAAAUGACAAAUAACAAUCAAAUCAACGAUUUAAAUGUUGAGCUAGAAAAAUUAACCCGACAUAUCGCCUAUUCAAAAGAAUUGAAAAAGAAAAAAAUUUCACGUAUCAAUCGACAAAUCAAUGUAACGUCAUCACUGAAACGAACUUCAGAUGAAUCGAACAAUGAUGAUCCUGAUCUGGAAGACUUAAUCAUCCAAUUCGAUCAAGAUUUCAAUCUAAAUGAAGAUGAUGGUGAUGAAAAAAAUGUGGCAUAUUUUCUGCCGAAAAUUUAUUAUUGCAGUCGUACUCAUUCACAAUUAUCGCAAUUUAUAAAUGAAUUCAAAAAGACAAGAUAUUUCCACGAUAAUCAACAAUCAUUAAUGUUGACACCACUAAGUUCUCGGGUUAAUUAUUGCAUAAAUAACCAAGUAAAUUGUUUCAAUAAUUUGAAUAUGAUAAAUGAAAAAUGUAAUGAUUUAAAACAAAAAAAGAAUCAAAAAUGUCAAUAUAAAAAUGUAUUGAAAAUGGAAGAAUUUGGACGACAAAUUCUUGGCGACGUUUGUGAUAUUGAAGAAAUCAUAUCGAUGGGUAAACAACGUCAAACGUGUCCAUACUAUUCCACCCGAAUGGUUAUUCCUGAUUCAGAAAUUGUUGUAAUGCCCUAUAAUUGUCUAUUGCAUCGGGCAACACGUGAAAAUUUCAAUAUCAAACUUCAAGAUUCCAUUGUUAUCAUUGAUGAAGCACAUAAUCUGUUGGAAACAAUUGUAAAUGUAAAUAGUUUGGAAAUUCGUUCACGACAACUUUCAUUACUGCUCAAAUAUCUUUCCCUGUAUAUGGCCAGAUAUUAUAAUCGAUUCAAUGCAUUGAACUUGAAAUAUCUGAAACAAAUGAUAUUCGUCGUACGAAAAUUAUUUAAUCAUCUUGGCAAUCAAAAAGAGAACCAAUGUAUUCAACCAUUAGAUCUGACAAUCAAAUUGAAUAUUGAAAAUAUUAAUAUUCACGAAUUGCUGCAAUUCAUCGAACAAAGUAGAAUUGCAAGUAAAUUACAAAUGUUUUCAACAUCGAAAAAAACUAAUGACAAUCCUCAAACGAAAAUAACAAAGCCAUCUGGUACGUUGGAAUUUUUGAAAAAAAUUAACAACAACAAAAAUGUCAAAAUAGCUGAAAAAGACAACAAGAAAAGAAUGGCAAUUACAAAAACAAAUGAUGAAGAGGAAGAAUUUCUCAAUAUAAAUACAAUACAUCUGAUAAAAGAUUUUCUCGCAUCAUUAAUCAACUAUAAUAUUGAGGCCAAAAUAUUGAUACAAAUUGACGCGAAAAAUCCUGAAAAUUCUUCAUUUAAAUAUUUAUUACUGAGUCCAAGUAAUCAUUUUCAAGAUAUUUUGCAACAAUGUCGUUCAGUCAUACUUUGUGGUGGCACAAUGAAACCAUUCGAUGAUUACGUGAAUCAAUUAUAUCGGCCAUUAAAUAUACCAGAAACACGUCAAAUGUUUUUUUCAUGUAAUCAUGUAAUCAGCGAUGAUAAACUUGUUGCUAUUGGAGUGUCCAAUGGGCCAAAUGGUGUUCGAUUGAAUUAUUCAUACCACAGUCGCAAUUCACCGGCUAUUAUCAAAGAAACUGGUUUGCUACUUGUCGAUUUGGUCAAAACCAUACCCAAAGGAAUUGUCAUUUUCUUUCCUUCGUAUGAUUAUCAAGAAUCGCUGCUAAAACAAUGGGAACAACAAGAUGUAUUGAAAUUGUUCGAACGAAAUCAUAAAAGAAUAUUUCGUGAACCAAAGAAAAACUCGCAAGUUCAAGCCGUAUUGAACAAUUAUACGAAAUUCAUCAAAUCAUCACCUAUGAAUAGUGCAAUUUUAUUCUCAGUUAUCGGUGGUAAAAUGAGUGAAGGAAUCAAUUUUAGUGAUGAUUUAGGUCGUGGUAUUGUUGUCGUUGGAUUGCCGUAUGCAAAUAGAAAUUCUAUUGAAUUAAUGGAAAAAAUUAAUCAUCUAAAUCGCAUCAAAUCAGAUGCCGGUAAUGAAUAUUAUGAAAAUCUGUGCAUGAGAGCUGUGAAUCAAUCAAUUGGACGUGCCAUUCGUCAUCAAAAUGAUUAUGCUACAAUCGUAUUGAUUGAUGAACGUUACGCUAAAUCAUCGGUCAAUUCAAAAUUAUCGGAUUGGAUUCGCAGUCGUUUUCGUUUGCCAAAUAAUCAUAAAGAUGCUCGACUAUUGAUUGAAAAAUUUUUUCAAAUCAAAAACAGUAAAAAUUGAAAACUUAAUUUUUUUAAUAAUAAAAUAAAAAAAAUC
Messenger RNA from Dermatophagoides farinae (American house dust mite), 2646 nucleotides. RefSeq names its product ATP-dependent DNA helicase DDX11. Gene Ontology annotation, biological process: nucleobase-containing compound metabolic process; establishment of sister chromatid cohesion. Gene Ontology annotation, cellular component: nucleus. Lineage: Eukaryota; Metazoa; Arthropoda; Arachnida; Sarcoptiformes; Pyroglyphidae. The record is from RefSeq and is a predicted model, not a curated record. Gene Ontology annotation, molecular function: ATP binding; hydrolase activity, acting on acid anhydrides, in phosphorus-containing anhydrides; DNA binding.